CAAAACUGGUUGGUAAAAUACACUAUCCAAAUCCAAAUUAAAUUUUAAAAAGUUCUAUAAUAUAUUAUACCAUUGUUAAUUGAUUUAAACUGAAUUUUUGAUUCCAACGUAAAUUUGGUGGAUAUUUUAUUUCGGUGAAACCAUGAGCAUUUCAAGAGCUAGCAAAGGAGAUGGACCUGGCUACUACAUGCUUCCUUCAACACUGGGAACUUCUGGUCCAUCAUAUAGCUUUGGAGUUCGGCCAGCAGAUGCCUCUGUUCGCAAGAUGCCGGGGCCGCAGAGCUACGACGUGAGUGAGCUGACGAGACACGGCCGCAGCUCAGUGCCUUCCUGCAAACUGGGCGCGAAACUGCAACACGGCAGCUGGUACCCCAAGAAAAAGACUGAAUCCCCCGGUCCUGGAGCUUAUAGUCCGGAGCUGUAUGGAUCAAUCCAGUGGAAUUGUUCCCGGAGCCGUACAACGCUGAAGGAGACAAGCUCCGUGCACAAUCAUUGGGACCAAAAAUGCAGCCAUCAAAACCCAUGGAGGCACAGCGCUGCUGGUUUUGAAUCAAACUAAUAUGGAUUUUAAAAACCCUGAUUGUUAAUGUUCUCUAAAUUAAUUGUUCGAUCAAGUAAACUGAUGCUAAAUAAACUAAUGACAAUAU
Macrosteles quadrilineatus (aster leafhopper) is the source of this 647-nucleotide messenger RNA. RefSeq names its product outer dense fiber protein 3-like protein 2. Bases 143 to 559 code for a protein of 138 amino acids. The transcript has 4 exons. Lineage: Eukaryota; Metazoa; Arthropoda; Insecta; Hemiptera; Cicadellidae. The record is from RefSeq and is a predicted model, not a curated record.